CUUGGUGCGACCGGGACUGGAAAAGUUUGUUUGCGAGAGCGCUCUGCUGUCGCUGUGUGGAAGCCUUCCAGGCCCUACCCUAGCCAUGGAGGGAUCCGCUCUCCCCGUUUUCGUAUAUGAACUGAGGCCACCCCGUACCCCCAUCUCGCCCACAACGUUCCAAACUCCCACCAGAGCUGUCGCAAUCUUUCCCUACGAGCAUCCGCUCCCCACGUUCCUUCGAACACCACAUUCAUUGCGAUACGGCUUCAGCCCUGGUCGGCUCGUUCCCUGUACUCUUCACGAAGUCGCCUGUUCUACAACGCACAAGAUACCCUGUCUACCUCAAUAUGUCUUCCAUGACCAAGAUCAGCCUUUUGGCUCUCAUCGGCGCCGCCGCCGCUCACCCUUCCUACGGUGCUCACUCCAAGUUCCAUUCUAAGCCCGCUGCUGGCACUGGAAAGCCCUACCCCACUGGCGGAUGGUCCGGCAACUACAACAGCACUUCUGUUCAGGUUCCUGCCGGCACUGCUUCUUACGAUUCUUACGAGCCUGGCAAGACCUCCACCGUUGACAUCACCACCACCUCCACCAGAACCAUCUACUCCACCAUCUACGGAACUCCUGCUGCUCAGUCCGCCGUCGUCGCUGACAUCUCUUCCAAGCCUGCCAGCAACCAGUGCGGUCCCGCUACCGUCACCGUCACUGCCACCGAGAAGGCCACCGUCACCGUCACCCCUGGCGUCCCCUCCUCCAAGGUCGUUGUUCCCUCCAAGGCCGGCGAGUCCAGCUAUGCUGUCAUCUCCUCGACCCCUGCUGCUGAGAAGCCCACUUCCUCCAAGCCUGCUGUUGCUACAUCCUCUGCUCCCGCUGCGUACAGCUCCAUGCCUGUUAUAGCUUCCAGCAAGGCUUCUGAGUACGAGGUCUACACCCCUUCUGCCUCCCUCCCCGCCAUCACCUCAAUCGCGCAGAAGGAGUACAGCUCAGCAGUUCCCUCCUCCACUGCUGCUUCUUCUUCCGCCGCCCCCACAUCCUCGGGCACUCCCACCUACAGCGGAACCAAGCGUGGUCUUGCCUACAACGAUGGUGAACUCUGCGCUACCUUCGGCUCCAACUUCGGUUUCGCCUACAACUGGGCUCAAACCGAGAGCAAGGAUGUCGGCGCUCCUUUCAUCCCCAUGAUGCACAAGGUCUCUGACUCCACCGCUGAGGCUUGGUUGGCCAACGUCGACACGGCUGUUAAGGCCGGCUCCAAGGCUGUCAUGGGUUUCAACGAGCCCGACAUCGCUGCGCAGGCCAACCUCACCCCCGAGGCUGCUUGCUCUGCCUGGAAGGAGUACAUGAACCCUAUCGCCUCUGCUCACCCCGAUGUCACCAUCCUCGGUCCCAGCGUGUCAAACAGCGGCACGACCGGCCAGGGUCUUAGUUGGCUCGAUACCUUCCACGAGAUCUGCUCUGAUGCUAUCGUCCACGCCACCAACAUCCACUUCUACGACAUCUACGAGGAGGCUACCAUCGACCGCUUCAAGGCGCAGGUCGAGAAGGCUGCCGCCAACUACGGCAAGCCCGUCUGGAUCACCGAGUUCGGUCUCAACCCCGGCUCUGCCACCGAGGCGCAGGCUGCUUCCUUCCUCAAGGACGCCAUGGCUUACUGCGACUCCUCCGACAAGGUCCAGGGUUACUCGUGGUUCAUGGUCGGCACCGGCGAGAACCAGCUCAACACUGCUAGCGGUCUUUCGGCUGUUGGUCAGGUCUAUGCGGGCUCCUCGUAAAGAGUAGCAAGAUCAAGGGCGUUUCUGGUUCGACUGUAAAUGAAUGAUAUACCCACAUUAUUUUGGGUUGUGUUUAUUUUUUAACUUCUAUUGUCCACUGUAUCUGAGGGGGCUUGGUGUAGCGAAUUUGGAUAGGAAGAAUGAUGCAAACGCAUACAAACUGCCUAUCUUCUCAUCUCUCUGUGCAUAUUCUAUGUCGUGUGACUGACAAUUCGGCAAGGCUGAUCUUCAGCCUCGAGGCUCGUGAUCAUUACAGCAGCGACUAGGCUGAGGCUCCUCAUCAAACGUACCGUAAGAGAAGGUCUGGGCAACUGCACCAGCGCUAAGACGACCAAGCCCCCUAAGACCGUUCAAGAUCUGUCCGAAAGUUUUGACGAUUUGAGGUCUUGUCACUAUCACAUCAAAUUUUGAAUGCCGCAAGCGCGGCAAUCGCGACUCGCAAAGGGGCGAACACCCAAG
Didymella exigua CBS 183.55 is the source of this 2210-nucleotide messenger RNA. RefSeq names its product glycoside hydrolase family 128 protein. The record is from RefSeq and is a predicted model, not a curated record. The transcript has a single exon. NCBI's taxonomy places the organism in Eukaryota, Fungi, Ascomycota, Dothideomycetes, Pleosporales, Didymellaceae. Gene Ontology annotation, biological process: fungal-type cell wall polysaccharide metabolic process. Bases 330 to 1751 code for a protein of 473 amino acids. Gene Ontology annotation, cellular component: fungal-type cell wall.